Aspergillus puulaauensis is the source of this 1749-nucleotide messenger RNA. RefSeq names its product putative general amino acid permease (Agp2). Lineage: Eukaryota; Fungi; Ascomycota; Eurotiomycetes; Eurotiales; Aspergillaceae. Gene Ontology annotation, molecular function: amino acid transmembrane transporter activity. Gene Ontology annotation, cellular component: membrane. The coding region runs from base 1 to 1749 and encodes 582 amino acids. The record is from RefSeq and is a predicted model, not a curated record. Gene Ontology annotation, biological process: amino acid transmembrane transport. The transcript is spliced from 7 exons.
AUGUCGAAGUCCAGUGCAGUCCCCGAAGGCGCACCCCCAGGCCCUCUGGCCCAUGGAGGAUCCUCGCCCUCGGUCAAUCGCCUCGAUUUAUCGAUCAGCGGUUUGGCAAAGCGGACCGGACACCGGAGUGAAUCUACCGAAAAAGAUCCCGUUAUCAAUAAUCGCGAGGAAUCCAUUGAAGAGGGGCUGAAGCCGAGUUAUGAUCAUACGCACCGAAAACUCAAACCCAGACAUGUCCAGCUUAUUGGCAUUGGCGGCGUAAUUGGCACGGCAUUGUACGUUCAAAUUGGUCAAAGUUUGGCACAAGGAGGUCCUGGGAGUCUCUUCAUUGCAUUCACAAUAUGGUGCGCUGUUAUAUUAUGUAUAACCGUUUGUCUGGCCGAGAUGGUCACAUACUUGCCGCUUUCUUCGCCCUUUAUUACCUUUGCUGGACGCUAUGUCGAUGAUGCUUUUGGAGUCGCCGCUGGCUACAAUUUUUUCAUCUUCGAAGCCGCGAUGGUGCCGUUUGAAGUUACUGCAAUCAACCUGGUCAUCAACUACUGGACCAGUGCAAUCCCAUUACCAGCGCUGAUUGUUGUCGUACUUGUUCUCUUUGUGUUCCUAAAUGUUUUUGCUGUGCGGUGGUACGGAGAGUCCGAGUUUUGGCUCGCUCUUAGUAAAGUUCUACUCAGCAUAGGUCUAAUCCUGUUCACGUUCAUUACCAUGGUGGGCGGCAACCCGAUCAAGGACCGCUUCGGGUUUCGGUUUUGGAACGAACCCGGCGCGUUUGCAGAAUAUUACAAAGAAGGCAGCUUGGGAAGAUGGCUGGGAUUCCUCGCGUGCUUGAUCCAAGCCAGCUUCACCAUUGCAGGACCCGACUAUAUCUCGAUGGCUGCUGGUGAAUCUAUCAAUCCCCGAGGAAAUCUACCGAAGGCAUACAAUGGAAUGUUUUACCGCCUCACUACAUUUUUCAUCCUGGGAGCGCUCUGCGUCGGCAUCCUUGUCCCGUACAAUGACAAGACAAUGUCUGAUGCCUUUGAUAACGGUGCACCUGGAGCGGCGGCGUCCCCCUAUGUGAUUGCAAUGGACCGUCUCGGUAUCCCUGUACUACCACACAUUGUCAAUGCUAUGAUUCUUUUGGCCGUGUUUAGUGCAGGGAACAGCUACGUUUAUUGCGCCAGCAGAACGCUAUUUGGUCUUGCUCUUGACGGGAAGGCGCCGCGCAUUUUUGCUAGGUGCACAAAAGCCGGGGUCCCUGUAUACUGUGUGGGCGCUGUUCUUCUGAUUGCCCUGAUCUCGUUUCUCCAAGUCUCUAACAGCGCGUCGGUAGUGCUAGAUUGGAUUGUCAGUCUGGUUACUGCGUCGCAACUCAUCAACUUUUCUGUCAUCACCUUCACGUACACCCGCUUCCGCAAGGCUCUCAUUGCGCAAGGCAUUCCCCGCGAAUCCCUUCCAUAUAAGAGCUGGGGGCAACCAUACGUUGCGUAUAUCGCGUUAGUAUCAACAACAGUUAUGGCAUUUGUUGGAGGUUAUGAGGUUUUCUUGCCCGGGAAGUGGAACGUGCCGACAUUUCUCUUCUCGUACACGAUGAUUGGCGUUUUCCCUGUGCUCUACUUUGGAUUCAAGUUUCUCCGCCGAACGUCGAUUAAGAAGAUUGAAGAAAUCGAUAUCAUUACGGGUUUGGAGGAAAUUGAGGAAUAUACCAGGAAUUACAUCCCUGAGCCGGCGAGUAACCCCAUCUCGAGAUUCGGCGACUGGUUGUUCAGUUAG